Molecule: messenger RNA, 990 nt
Organism: Ochotona princeps (American pika)
Lineage: Eukaryota; Metazoa; Chordata; Mammalia; Lagomorpha; Ochotonidae
Gene: PMM2
Product: phosphomannomutase 2
Exons: 8
Coding region: 86-823 (245 amino acids)
Biological process (GO): mannose metabolic process; protein N-linked glycosylation; GDP-mannose biosynthetic process
Cellular component (GO): cytosol
Molecular function (GO): phosphomannomutase activity
Source: RefSeq, a predicted model, not a curated record
UGCGGCGAAGGGGCUGAACCGGAAGUUCCGGGUCGAGUUCCGGGUGCCAGCGAGUCCCCCGCGGUGCUGAAGGGAGCCAGGGAACAUGGGUUCUCCGGGUCCUGCUCUUUGCCUCUUCGACGUGGAUGGGACCCUGACGGCUCCGCGGCAGAAAAUUACCAAAGAAAUGGAUGGCUUCCUACAAAAGUUGAGGCAGAAGAUCAAAAUCGGAGUGGUAGGUGGCUCAGACUUUGAGAAAGUGCAGGAGCAGCUGGGAACUGAUGUGGUUGAAAAAUAUGAUUACGUGUUUCCAGAAAAUGGCUUGGUGGCGUACAAAGAUGGGCAGUUCUUGUGCAAACAGAAUAUACAAGGUCACCUGGGUGAGGCUCUGGUACAGGACUUAAUCAACUACUGUCUGAGCUACAUUGCAAAAAUUAAGCUUCCGAAGAAGCGGGGUACCUUCAUUGAGUUCCGGAACGGCAUGCUCAACGUGUCCCCCGUGGGAAGGAGCUGCAGCCAGGAGGAACGCCUCGAGUUCUAUGAACUCGACAAAAAAGAAAACAUAAGGCAAAAAUUUGUAGCAGAUCUGCGGAAAGAAUUUGCAGGAAAAGGCCUCACGUUUUCCAUAGGGGGCCAGAUCAGUUUUGAUGUCUUUCCUGAUGGAUGGGACAAGAGGUACUGCCUGAGACAUGUGGAAAAUGAUGGUUACAAGACCAUUUAUUUCUUCGGAGACAAAACCAUGCCCGGGGGCAAUGACCAUGAGAUCUUCACAGACCCGAGAACUGUGGGCUACACCGUGACAGCACCUGAGGACACACGCCGGAUCUGCGAGGAGCUCUUCUAACAUGGAGGGGAGGGGGGCUCCCAGCCUGCGGGUCACUCACUGCUGGCCACACCCACCUUUAGCCUGGCUGUCCAGUCAGUCAUGCACACAGGGGACGACUGGGCCUCCACCUCCAAGGGCAAAGAGCUCUCAUUGGAGUGGCUGCAGGAACUAUCCCCACAGCAGGC